AUGGAUAGAAAAAAUGAAAAUACACAGAUUUAUAAUAUAUAUAAAUGGGUUUUGAACAAGUUGAAAUUUUCUUAUAAAGACGAAUACAGUAUUGAUUACUUAAUAGAUAACAACAUUGAAGAAAAAAAAAAUAUUAUAGAAACUUUUAUAUGUAAUGAAAAGGAUGAAUUACUAUUAUUUGGUGUAGAAAAUAAUAAGAUGGUGAUAGCAAAAGAAGAAAAUAUAAAAUUUGAUCAGAAAAUAGUGUAUUUUUAUAAAUAUUUAAAUGAUAGUAUUAAAAAUGAUAAAAAAAUACUAUAUGGUAUUUUAUCUUCAAAUAUAUUAGAUACAUUAAAGUUAAUGCUUAAAAAUAUAAUGUAUCCAUUAUUUAUUAAUAACAAAAUAAUAUAUGAAAGUAUUUCGACUGAUGAAGUAAGUAAAUUUAGAAUGGAAUUUGAUACAUACAUAAAGGAACUGAAUGAAUUUAUUUUUAUAUUGGAAGAUAUUAAAAAGGUUAAGUUAAAAAUGAAAAAAGAGCAUUGUGAAAUAACUGGUGAAAAUAAUAAUGAUAUAAAUAAUGAAAGCGAUAAAGAUAUUUCCAGUAAACAAUACAAUAAAAAAGAGAAUGAAAUAGAAAAUAAGAUGCAAAAAAAGAAAAAUGAAACAGCUCAUCUAACAAAAUAUUUAAAUGUACUAGAAAAUUUAUUUAAUGAUAUGCAACAAAAAAUACAGCAAUAUAAAGAAUCAAAUGCCGAUGUUGGUCCUUUCAUAGAAAUACAGUAUUGGAGAUACAAACACAGAUAUUUAUUAUUUAUUAUUGAAGAAUUAAGAAGUAAUGAAAUUAAAAAUAUAAUAAAUAAUAUAAAUAUAAAUAGCUCAAAUAAUGAAGAGCAAAAAUAUACAUAUACGUUUGAUAUAUUAAACAAGUGGAGAGAGCUAGAAACAAAAAUUGAGAAUGAAUUUAAUGAAAGUAAAGAUAAUAUAAAAUAUUUAGAGAGUAUUGAACAAUUCAUUUUAUCAUUAUACUUAUGUAAUGUUGAGAAUAUUAUAGAUAAUAUACCUUCUCUUUUAAAUUCUAUCAAAAUGAUUUACUUAGUUGCACGUUUUUAUAAUACACCUAAUAAGCUUAAUAAUUUGUUCAUUAAAAUUACAAAUCAAUUAAUUAUUAAAUGUAAAGAAGAAAUUUUCUGUGCUAAAAAAAAAAAGAAAAAAAAAAAAAAAAUGCAAAAAAAUAAGGCAAAAUACAAGGAAAAAGAAAUUGAAUAUGAGGAUAUAAAAUCAGAGAAAAAUAAAAAGAACUUCGAUAAUUGUAAUGAGCAAACUUACAUUAAUAAUACAAAAAACAAUGAAGCAAAUUUUAAUAAAAAUUUAGAUAUUAAUAAUGAAGAAGACUAUGAUGAAAUAUACAAAAAAGAGAAAAAUAAUAGUAGAUAUUUGAGAAAUGGAAAUGAUGAUAGUGAUGAUUGUUUUUAUCAAGUAGAGGAUGAUAGUGAUGAGUCUGACGAGCAAGAAAAUGAGGAUAAUAAUAAUUUCAAUAAGUUAAGUGAAAGAAAAGAAAGUAAUUACAACAUUAAAAAUGAAAACACGGGUAUUAGAAUGGAUCAAUUAAAAAAUAAACAAAAUUUGUGGCUAUUAGAUCCUGAUAAUUUAAUAGAGAAAUUUGAAUUAUGCUUUAAAUUACACGACAAAUAUAAAGAAGAAUUUGAAAAUUUAAAAGCCUUUUUUGAAAAUAAUUCUAAAAACAAAUCUGUAGAUCUAAACACUAAAGUUAUAUUUUGUAAGAUAGAAAUAUUCUGUAGACGUCUAAAAAAAUUAGUAGAUUUAUUUCUAUGCAUAAAACAAUUUAAAAAUUUAAGAAAAAUAAAGUUUGAAUGCGUACAAAAUAUAACAACUACAUUUAAUAAAUAUAUAAAAGAAUUUAAAUUAAAACACACAGACGAUAUGCUAAAUUACACUGAUAAUUAUUUUGAUAGAGAUUUUGUUGAAUUAAGAGUUUACAUAUCAGAGUUAGAAAGUGAUUUACAAGAAAACAUAGUUAAUUUACUAAAUAAUAGCUCAAAUAUAAUGCUCUCUUUUUUUAUAUUUUUUAAAUUUAAAAAAUGCUUUAUAAGAGACUACCUUAUUCAUUUUUUACAUACCAAAUAUGAUAUUUUACUACUUCAAUUUUUAGAAAUUUUGAAUUGUAUUAAUAAUGACUUAGAAAACUAUAAAAACAAUUUAAAUUCAAGCAAAAAUGUAAAUUAUUUAAAAAAUAUAUUUUGGAUACUUAGUAUUAAUUAUAAAAUUAAUCACAUAAUUAAAAUAUUUUUAGAUGAAAAUAGCAAUGAAGAAGAUAGUAACGAUUCGUCUUAUUUUGAAUUACCACACUUGAACAAUUUACACACGAAAUUAAACAUAAAUAAUGAAAAAGAAAAAUCAAGUAAAAUUCAUACAAAUGAAGAUGAUAUAAACAUUAAUACUAGAAUAGAUAAUGCUAAUAAUAUAAAUGAUGAAGUUUUAAAACUACUAGAAGAUCAUGAAAAAAAGAAAGUAUCAGAUGAUAUCAAAAUAUUGGUAUCAUCAGAAGAAAAUAACAAAGACAAUAUAAAAGAGCUAGAAAAAAAAAAAAAAAAAAAUAAUAUUCUAUUAAAAAGUUAUAAUGGAAAAGAAGUACUAAAAUUAUACGUAAAAAUUUCCAAGUUUAUUGAAGAAUUUAAAAACAAAUUAUUUAAACAUUGGUUAUCUUACACAAAAAAUGUAAAUAGUUUAAAUGUUACUGUUUUUGUUAAGCACCCUAAAACAAAAAAUAUUAUUGUUAAUUUUGAUCAUAGAAUCAAAAGAAUAAUAAGAGAAGCAAAAAUAUUUUUGUCUUUCAACUUUGAAAUACCAGAUGAAAUAAGAAAUAUGAUUUCUCAAGAAACUAAAAUAUACAGUUUUUACUAUAAGUUAUACAAUAUAUUAAUAUUAGUAAAAAAUAUGAAGAGUAAUAAAAAAAAAGACAUAGAGUUAACUUUAAAAAAAUUUUACACUUAUAUUGACAAAUUAAUACUACCUUUUUUAGUUAAAUACACAUGGAAUAAUUAUGCACUUGAAGAUUCUAUUGAUAAUUUAUAUAAAGAAUUAAAAUAUUUUGAGGAAAAUAUAAAAUCUUUAUAUGAUAUAAUAGAUGAUCACAUUAAUUACAAUAUAAAACUACUUUUUAAAAUUCUAGACUAUAAAAACGAAAAGUUUAUUAUAGAAAAACAAAAAAAAAAGUUUAACAAAAGAAUUGUUAUUUGUAAUUCUAUUUCUAAAAAAAUUCAAAUUGCAAUUUUUGAUGUCCUAAGUAACAUACAAUAUGUUUAUGAAAAUAAAUUAAAAACUAAUAUUAUGAAAGAAGAGAUAAUUAGUACAAGAAAUUUUUAUUAUGAAAUAUUUUUAUCAACAAUUAAAAAAAUAUAUCUUAAAAAUAUUAAAACUUUAAUUAAUAAAUGGUCCAAUUUUGAGAAGGGAAGGGAAAAUGAAAUAAAAAAUGAAAUAGAAAUUUUGGUAUUAGUUCAUGAAAAUGAUAUUGUUGUAAAUCCAUCUAUAAAAAGUAUUAAGGAAAAUAUUAAAAAAAUUAUAAAUGUUUCUAUAAAUAAUUUAAUCUAUAUAGAUAAUUGGAUAACUAGUGAUGAAUUAAUAAAACAAUUUCAUAGAGAAGAAAAUAAUAAAACUAAUGAUAAAAAAGAAAAUAAUAAUAUUUCUUUAAAGGAUAACUAUAAAGAGCAUACAAACAAAAAAGACAUAUUUGAAGAAUUAAUCGAUUGCUCUUUUUUCUCUAAAAAAAAUAUGAAAGAAUCAGGAAACAUAAUAGAAGAAUUAGACAUGGAAAAUGAAAACUGUGUUAGUAAUAUAAAAUUUCAUUUUGAUUUUUAUGAACAAAUAAGAGAAGAUAAAAAUAUUGAAAAAGAAUUAAUAAAGCUAAAUGAUAAAAUAUCUGGAUUUCAAAACAUUGUUGAUAAUUUUAUUAAAAAAUUUGAGAAAUAUAAAUAUAUAAUACAGAAAUUUGAACUAGAGAAAAAGAAAGAUAAAGCAAAUAACAAUGAAAGCGGUGAAAUAGAAAAAAACAGAACUGCAUUGAAAAAUGCAGUAUUAGAUGUUGAAAGUUAUAUGAAUGAUAAAAUUGAAGAUCAAGAAAAAGAAAAUAAUUUGUUUAAUUUUACUACAAAUGAAGAAGAAUUAGAGAAUAUAAACGUUAAUGACAAAAUAAAUGAUAAAGAAGAAAACAAUGAGAAUGAUGAAGAGGAUUCUAAUAAUAGUUCCGAUAUGGAAAAUGAAUAUGACUAUAAACAUUAUAAAGAAGAAGAAGAGAAAAUAAGGCAAUAUAUAAGUAUAAAAAAAGAAAUAAACAAUAUAGAGAGUUUCUAUGUAUUAAAUGUAUUUAAAUUUAAUUUAGAAAGCUUUAAAAUGUACUUAAUAAACAUAGUUGAAAAUGAAACAUUAGAAUGUGCAAAUAAAAUUAUAGCACCUGUAAAAAAAAGAAGUGAUCUAUUAAUAAACAAAAUGAACAGUUAUAAAGUUAAACUGAAAAAGAAAAUUAUAGAUAUAGAUUCACUUUAUUAUGUAAUUAAUAUAAUAAAAAAAGUACAUAUUUUUGAAUCAACUAUUGAUAUAGAGUUAACCCCUAUAAAUGAAAUGUUAGAUAUAUUGGAAUUUUAUAUGAACAACUUUUUAAAAAAACAAAUUGAUUCUUUAAGAAAUUCUCAGUAUGAUGAUGAAGAAAAUUAUCAAUUAAAAUUUAUAAAUAAGUUGGAAAAAAGGAAGUCAUCUAAUGAAUUAUACAAAUUAGAUGAGUCGUAUAAUAAAAAUUUACUUAAUACAUUCAAUAAAUUAAAUCUAAUGAAAAAAAAUUUUAUGGCAUUGUACAAAUUUGAAGUAGAAAAAAAAAAUUUAAUUCUAACGAAGUUUAAAGAGUUAACAUCCUUAACAAAAAAAGUAGAAGAUGAAAUACAAGAAAAAAAAAAUGAUAUGAAAAAUGAAUUAAUAAAUAAUAUAUACACUUUUAAAAUAGAUAUAAAGAUAUUCAGAGAAAAUUUUUUAAAAAUGAAUUUUAAAAGUGAACAUAUUAAUCCUUUAAAUGCCUUCGAAUUAUUAAAAAGAUAUAAAGAAGAAAUAAGCAUGCUGAAAAAAAAAUAUAACAGUUACUAUAAAGGAGAAACAAUUUUCGGUUUAAAGCAUCAGCCUCAUUUUGAUUUAUUUUUAAGUACAACUGAAAUCAAUAAUUUUUAUUCUCUUUAUGAUCUAUAUGUUCAAUUAAAGGAAAAAUUGAAUGAAUGGAAAAAUUUAAAAUGGAAUGAUGGAAUAAUAAAAAUGAAAGAAUUAAAAAGUGAAAUUAUAUCCUUUGAAAAAAAGUGUUCUCAACUACCUAAAAAUUUAAAAACGAUAGUAAUUUAUAAAAAUUUAAUAAAAGAAAUUUUUUAUUUUAAAGAAAUAACGCCAGUAGUUGAUGAAUUAGAAAAAAAGACAAUCUUAAAAAGACACUGGACAGAGAUAAUCAAUGUGUUAAAAGAAAAAAAAAAAAAGGAUAUCAACACGAAAGAAAAAAAAGGGAAAAAAAUUUAUAAUAGCAAUGAAAAAAUAAAUCAGAAAGAAAAGGAAGAAAAAAAAGCACAAGUCAAUAAUCUAAUUCAAAAAAUGGAACAUUCAAAAGAAACUAAAAAUUUAGAACAAACAAAACCGUUAGAAAAAGAUAAAAAGUCUGAGAAACAAAAUAAUUUACAAGAUAUUAAACUUAAACAUAAUGAAAAUAAUCAUCAAGAAAGUGAAAAUAAUCAAGAAAGUGAAAAUAAACAAACAAAUGAAAAUAAUCAAACAAAUGAAAAUAAUCAAACAAAUGAAAAUAAUCAAACAAAUGAAAAUAAUCAAACAAAUGAAAAUAAUCAAACAAAUGAAAAUAAACAAGAAGACUUGAAAUUAAAUGAAGGAAAUACAUUAUAUCAUAAUAAAUAUUUUGAUAAUAUUGGUGAAAUAGACAAAAAGGAAAAUUUUCAAGGUGGAUUAUUGGAUGAAAAUGCUUAUUUAGAUGAGGAUGAAUAUAUAAAUAAUUUAAAUAAACUAGAUUUAGACAAUAUGGAUUUUUUUAUUAAAGAUAUAAUAAAUUAUCAUUUAUUAAAAAAGAAAGAUGACAUAUUAGACAUUUGUGAUAGCGCAGAAAAAGAAGCAAGUAUUGAAGAAAAGAUAAAUGAACAAUAUAAGAUAUGGAAUGAAACAUGUUUUCAAUUUAGCAAAUGGAAAAAUAGAGAUUAUGCAUGCAUAUUAGUAGGAAGUAAAGUUAUUGAAAUACAAGAGAGUUUAGAAGAAAGUCAAAUUUUAUUAAAUAACAUAAAUUCAACAAAAUAUAGUAAGCCAUUUAAAAAUAAAUUAUUAUUGCUAUUAAAUAAAUUAUCUGAUUGUAGUGAUAUUGUUGAAAGAUGGAUAAAAGUACAAAUGCUAUGGUGUUCUAUGGAAAGUGUAUUUACGAGUGGGGAUAUAGCAAGACAGAUGCCAAUUGAAUCAAAGAGAUUUCAUCAGAUUGAUAAAGACUGGAUAAAUAUAAUUAAUAUAGCUAAUGAAUCUUCUAUUGUAAUUGAGUGCUGUCAAAGUAGUAUGCUAAAAGAGUUACUUCCAAACAUGCAAAAAGGAUUAGAAAGUUGCCAAAAAUCUUUAGAGUCUUAUUUAGAAGGGAAAAGAAGUAAGUUCCCUAGAUUUUAUUUUGUAUCUAAUUUAGUAUUAUUAAAAAUAUUAUCUCAAGGGUCAGAUAUCAAUAUAAUACAAUCAGAAUUAAUAAAAUUAUUUGAUGCAAUAAACUACUUGACAAUUAAAACUGUACAAAAUAAAAAAAGAAUAAUAUGCAUAAAUAAUAAAGAAAAAGAUGAUAUAGAAACAGUACAGUUAGUAAAUCAUGUAACUAUUGAUGGUAAUAUUGAAAACUGGUUAAUUUUAUUAGAAAAGGAAAUGCAGAAAGCAAUAAAAAAAGAAUGUAAGUUGGGUGUAGCUAGCUCCUCGCAAUUAUUCAAAACUCUUAAUUUAAAAGAAUUUUGCGACAAAAAUAUAGCUCAAGUUGCAUUAAUAUGCUUGCAGGUUUUGUGGACUAAUGAUAUAGAAAAAUGUAUAAAUAAAUAUCAUGCAGAAAAAAACAUACUAAAAGUAACCAACAAAAAAAUUAAUUAUAUAAUGUCUGAACUAGUAAAUAUAUGUUUAUCCGAUUUAGGCACCAAAUUAAAUAGAACCAAAUAUGAAACUUUAGUUACUAUACAUGUACAUCAAAGAGACUUAUUUAGUGAUAUUUCUACUAAAAUAAAAGAGCAUAAAAUUAAAACAUGUACAGAUUUUGAUUGGUUAAAGCAAACAAGGAUAUAUUAUAAAGUGGAAAAAAAUAUUAUUUUAAUUAGUAUAUCAGAUGUAGAUUUUAUAUAUUCUUAUGAAUAUCUAGGUAUAAAAGAAAGAUUGUGUAUUACUCCUUUGACAGAUAGGUGUUAUUUAACUUGUGCUCAAGCCUUAGGUUUAUGUUAUGGAGGAGCACCAGCAGGGCCAGCAGGAACUGGAAAAACAGAAACAGUAAAAGAUUUAGGAAGAACUCUAGGUAUAUAUGUAAUAGUUACAAACUGUUCAAAUCAACAUAAAUACAAAGAUAUGGCAAAAAUAUUCAAAGGAUUAUGCAGAAGUGGAUUAUGGGGGUGUUUCGAUGAAUUUAAUAGGAUUAAUUUAGAUGUUUUAUCUGUUGUUGCUAUGCAAAUUGAGUCUAUUGUAACUGCAAAAAAGCAGUCGUUAAAAUAUUUCUUAUUUCCUGGGGACUCAAAAGCAAUUAAUUUAAAUCCUUCAUCAGCUUAUUUUAUUACCAUGAAUCCAGGCUAUGCUGGUAGACAAUUAUUACCAGAAAAUUUAAAAAUAUUUUUUCGAUUUAUUUCCAUGAUGGUUCCCGAUAGACAAAUUAUAAUAAAAGUUAAAUUAGCAUCAGUUGGAUACUUAGAUAUUGAUAAUUUAAGUAACAAAUUUAAAUCUUUAUAUAAUUUAUGCGAAGAGCAGUUAUCAAAACAAAAACAUUAUGAUUUUGGUUUAAGAAAUAUUUUAUCUGUUUUACGUACUGCGGGAGACACAAAAAGAUCAGCAGGAGCAAAUGAAAAUGAUGAAGAAAUGUUGUUAAUGCGUACUUUAAGAGAUAUGAAUUUAUCAAAAUUAAUACAUGAUGAUGUACUUUUAUUCUUAUCUUUAUUAAAUGACGUUUUUCCGAAAUUUCAUAAUAUAACAAAAAAAAGUUAUCAAUUAAUUGAAGAGAAUGUAUUGCAAAUUAUUAAGAAAAAAAAAUUAUGCGCAAAAAAUAAAUGGAUAUUAAAAAUCUUACAGUUAUAUGAAACGUCUUUAGUUCGCCAUGGUUUCAUGUUAGUCGGUAAUACUUUGACAGGAAAAACAGAAAUAUUAAAUAUUUUAACUUCUGCAUUAACUAAUAUAGGUUCUGUUACAAAAAUUAUUACUCUAAAUCCCAAGGCAAUAACUUCUGAACACAUGUAUGGAGUUAAAGAUAACUUAAGUGAAGAAUGGACACCAGGUAUUUUUGCAAAUAUAUGGGAAAAAUAUAAUAAUAAUAAUUUAAAAUAUAACACUUGGAUAGUAUGUGAUGGACCUGUUGAUGCAAUAUGGAUAGAAAAUUUGAAUACUGUCUUAGAUGAUAAUAAAAUAUUAACAUUAGCUAAUAAUGAUAGAAUUCCUAUGACUGAUAAUACAAAAAUAGCUUUCGAAGUGGAGAAUUUAAAUAAUGCUUCUCCUGCUACUGUUAGUAGGACGGGAAUUGUAUAUAUUUCUGAUAGCGAUUUAGGAUAUAAGCCUUUUAUUUAUAGUUGGCUACAAAAAUUAAAAGACAUUAAUACCUAUGGAGUUUCAUUAUUCCCAAUAUUUAACAAAUUAUUUAUGUUUUAUUUGGACAAAAUUCAAAUUUUACAUUUUUUAAAGAAUAAUUGCAAAUUUGUAAUGGAGAUAACAGAUUCCAUUUUAAUUUUGCAAAUAAUAAAUUUAUUAAAUUCUCUACUAAUGCAAUAUAUUAAUGCAAUUAAUAACUUUAUAUACAAUGAAGAAGAUUUACAUAAAAUAUUUUUUUUUGAUUCUAAUGAAAAAAAGUUAUUGCCUCAAAGUGAGAAAUUUUUGAAGCAUCACAAUGAAAAUAACUAUACUGAGAAUAUUGAAAAUGCUAUAUCUUCAAAAAGUAAAAAAAAUGAGGAAGCAGAUACAGUAAAAACAAAAGAGCAAAUAUCAAAUUGGGAAAAAAAUAAAAGCAUGAAUCGAAUAAAUGACACAAAAAAUAUUACAAUACAUGACUCUACUAAGAAACAGCUAUUAAGUACAGGAAAUGUUAGACAUGAUUUGCAAAACAAAGAAAGAAGUGAAAAGGAAAAAGGAGAAAAAAAAAGAAAUGAAGAAAUUGAAAAACAUGAAGAAAAUGAACAUAAUGAAGAGGAGGAAGAUGAAAAAACGGGUACUAUAAAUAAUUUUUCUAUCAUAUAUGGAACAAGAAAUGAACAAAUAAAAGUAGAAGAAUGUGAAGAAAUAAUGUUAUAUUCCAUAGUUUGGGGAUUAUGUGGUUUACUGGAGUACAAGGAUAGAUUAAAAGUUCAUAAUUUUUUAUUAAAAAAUGUACCCAUAUUAAAAAAUAUAUUGGAUAAUAAAAAUAAUUCAAAUGAAAAGGAAAAUACAAAUAUGUCAGAAAAUGAGAAUGAUGUAAAAUUGAAAGAAAUUGAAAAGAAAGAUACAAUUAGUGAUGAAUUAGACGAUGAAUUUGAAAAUGAUAAUACCUGCUUAAUAUAUGACUUCUAUUUUGAUAUGAAAUUAAAAAAAUUAACCAAAUGGAAUGUACCAUCAUUUAAGAUACCAAGAAAUAUGAAUUCUAUAUCUUCUAUAUUGAUACCAACAAUAGAAACUAAUAAAAUUGAGCAUAUUAUAAAAUUGAUAUCUAAUAUUCCUAUUAAAUGCUAUAACUUCCAUACUUAUAAAAGUACUUUGCUUUUAGGUUCUACUGGUUCAGCGAAAACAUCUAUAGCUUUAUUGUAUACAUCAAAACAAGAAAAAAAUACAAAAAGGUUUAAUUUUUCAAGUGUCACAACUCCAGAAAAAUUUCAGUCAUUCAUUGAAUCGGAAUUAGAAAGGAAAACAGGAAAAACAUAUGGUCCUAUUGGAAAUACAAAAUCCAUUAUUUUUAUUGAUGAUAUGUCUAUGCCAAAAAUUAAUGAAUGGGGUGAUCAAAGUACACUAGAAUUAUUACGACAAUUAAUUGAAUUUCAGGGGUUUUACUUUUUAGAUAAGGAUAAAAGAGGAAAUUUUAAAAAAAUUAUUGAUUUAGAAUACAUAGGUUGCAUUAAUCAUCCGGGAUGUGGCAAUAACGAUAUACCAAAAAGAUUAAAAUCUAAAUGGUUCAAUGUGAAUAUUCUUCCUUAUAAUUUAAAUUCCAUUAAUACUAUAUAUGGAACAGUAUUAAGAACCAAAUUUAACGCAAAAAAAAACUUUUCUAAUGAAAUUAUUGAUAAUAUUGAUAAAAUCAUUCUAUGCACUAUUAAUUUAUUUGGAAAAUUAAAAAAGCAUCUAUUACCUGUUCCUUCGCGUUUUCAUUAUUUAUAUACAACAAGAGAUUUGGCAAAAAUAUUUUAUUCUAUGUUAUUAUGCCCUUUUGAAACUAUUCAAAAUAAUUUGUAUAAUUUCUUAUGUUUAUGGAAACAUGAAUGUGAAAGGGUUUUAAUUGAUAAGUUAUCACGAAUGGAAGAUAAAAAAUUUUCAUUGGAUCAAUUAAAACUAAUUUUUGAGCAAUAUUAUCCUUCUUAUAAAGAAAUAGCUGAAAAAAAUAUAUAUUUUAGUUAUUUUUAUGUAUCAGAAAAGGAACAACAAAAUUACAUGAUUGAAAAUGAUUUAAUAGAAAAUAUAGGUACAGCACAAAAAAAUAGUAAUAAUAAUAAUGGAGAUUCUAAUAAAUAUAUGUCCAAUGGAGUAGAUAAUAAAAAUCAAUUUGAUAAAAAUAAUUCUCAAAAUGAAAAUAUUGCAAGCAAUGAAAAAGUUUUAUUUGAUGAGAAUAACUUACAAAAUAAAAAUAAUGAUAUAGAUAAUAAAGAAUCGAUCACAAAUGAUGAAAGUAACGAUGAUAAUACUAAUAAUUUUUCUUUUUCGUGGAUGAAGAAAGAUUAUAAAAUUGUUGAAGAUUUUGAAAGAUUAAGAUUCAUUGCUUAUGAAUAUAUGAAGGAAUAUAAUGUAAAUAAUGUAAAAAAAUUAGAUCUAGUUUUUUUUGAUGACUCUUUAAAACAUCUAAUAAUUAUUAACAGAAUUAUGCAAACUCCAAAUGGGUCAAGUAUGCUUGUAGGAGUAGGAGGUUCAGGAAAAAGAUCAUUAACAAAACUUAGCGUUUUUAUAAGUGAGCAAGUAUUAUUUCAAUUAAACAUAACUAAAACUUAUACAAAAAAUUUAUUUUUUGAAGAUCUAAAAAGUUUAUAUAUAUCAGCUGGACAAAUGAAUAAAAAAACUACGUUUUUGUUAAGUGAUAGUGAUAUAGAAAAAAAUGAUUUUAUAUUGGAGCAUGUAAACUCUAUCCUAUCUACUGGUUUGGUAUACGGGCUAUUUAUUAAAGAUGAAAAAGAGGCUAUAUGUGCUGAAAUGAAAGAAUCUUAUUUAAAAGAGAUGAAUAAAUCUAAUCAAUCGUCGAAAAUAAAAGGCGGGAAAAAAAAAAGAAAAAAUGAUUAUAAUUUAGAUGAUAUAGAAAUGGAAAAUGAUUCGAAAGAUUCACAAGUGAAAAGUGAUGAAUCAUCAUUAAGUAGCAUUGAAGAUGAUAGUGACAGCAUGGCCAACGAAAAGCACAGAAAAAAAAAAGAUGAAAAGGUUGUAAAUGACUUUAAUGUUUCAUCUAAUGUAAUUUUUGAUUAUUUAUUAGAUAAUUUUCGCAAUAAUCUUCACAUAUUUUUAUGUUUUUCUCCAAUUCAUAAAGAAUUUGCACUAAGAUAUCAGCAGUUUCCAUGUAUAUAUAAUUGUGUGACUAUAAACUGGUUUUUAAAAUGGCCUUUAGAAGCUCUUGUUAAUGUGUCCACCGCUUACUUAAAUAAUUUUAAUAUUGAUAUAGAAGAAAAAUUGAAAAAUGAUUUCUUUAAUUUAUUUGCUAUUGUGCACAAUAAAGUUUCUGAAACAUGUGAAAAUUACAAAGAACGAAUGAGAAGAAAUACUUAUGUUACUCCUAAAUCAUAUUUAUCUUUUAUUGAUUUGUUCAAGCAAAUGUAUGUAAAAAAAUAUGAAGAAAUAAAAUUUUUAAAAGAAAGUGUAGAUAUAGGUUUGAAAAAAUUGAACGAAGCAGCUAUGGAUGUUCAAAAAAUGAGAGAAAGUCUAACAUCAGAAGAAGAAAAAUUAAAAGAAUCUGAUGAACAAACUAAUAUAUUACUGGAAAAAGUAAAAAAUGAAUCUCUAAAAGCAGAAAAGCAAAGUAUUGAGGUUUCUAAAUUUAGAGACAAGUGUAUAAAGGAGAAGGAUGCUAUCCUAAAGGAACAAGAAGAAGCAGAUAAAGAUUUAAAGGCAGCAUUACCAUAUUUACAUGAAGCAGAAGAAGCAAUUAAAAGUAUAACAGCAAAGGAUAUAACAGAAUUAAAAAGUAUGAAGACUCCAUCCGACAUUAUAAGAAUUGUUUUUGACGGUGUAUUAAUAUUAUUACAAGGAAAGUUAAAAGAACCAAAAAUUGAAGUUAAAUAUGUAAAUAAACAACAUGUGGAAUUUAUACACGACUCUUUUGAUGAAUAUGCUAAACCAUUAAUGGCAGAUAUUAGAUUUUUAAAUUUGUUGUUUGAUUUUUCUAAGAAUGAAAAGGAUAAUAUUAAUGAAGAAACUAUUGAACUGUUGAAACCUUAUAUUGAUUCUAAUUUUUUUAAGACACAAAUAGCAAAAAAAGCUUCAGUUGCAGCAGAGGGACUAUGCAAGUGGGUAGGUGCUAUGGCUAUGUAUCACCAAGCAUCAAAAAUUGUGAAACCAAAAAUGAGUUAUUUAAAAAUUCAAACAGGAAGGUUAGAGGAUGCAUUAAAACAAUUAGCAGAAGCAGAAGACUCUCUAUUAAAAGCGCAACUGUUUGUCGAUAAUCUAAAUUUAGAUAUAGAAAAUAUGUUUAAAAAAAAAAAAACUUUAGAAGAAACAGCCUUAAAAACAAAGCAAAGGAUUGAGCAAGCCAACAAAUUAAUUAAUGGACUAGCUAGUGAAAAGGAAAGAUGGACGGAAGAUUCCAAUAAUUUUUCUAAUAUUAAAAAAAAGAUCGUUGGAGAUGUUUUUAUUUGUUCUUCUUUUAUUUCAUACUGUGGUAUGUUCAACACAGAAUUUAGAAAUUUUCUAAUGAAUGAUGUUUUUUAUAACUAUACAAAAAAUAUAAAAAAUAUACCUGUCUCAUCUAAUAUUGACGUAAUAAAAUAUGUAUUAUCCUCUGACGAUACAAAAAUAUGUGACUGGAGUGUUCAAAAAUUACCUGAUGAUAAAUUAAGCAUAGAAAAUGCAUUAAUAUGUGAGAACACCAACAAAUACGUUUUACUUAUAGAUCCUCAAUGCCAAGCAAGUAAUUGGAUAAAAAAUAAAGAGUUUCAAAAUGAUUUGUCAAAUCAGAGAUGCAUCACUACUUUCAGUAGUAGUAAAUUUAAGGAUAAUUUAGAAUUUUGUUUAAGUGAAGGAAAAGCAUUAUUAAUUGAAAAUGUAGAAGAGUAUAUUGAUCCUAUAUUAGAUUCUGUUUUAGAAAAACAAAUUAUAAAGAAAGGAAAAAAAAAUUACAUAUUAAUAGAAAAUAAUUUAAUUAAUUUUGACGAAAACUUUAAUUUAUUUAUGACUACCAAUUUGCCUAAUCCCAAUUAUAGCCCUGAAAUUUAUGCUAAAUGUUGCGUUAUUGAUUUUACUGUAACUGUUAAAGGAUUAGAAGAUCAAUUAUUGGGUAGAGUAUUAACAGAAGAACAAAAACAUUUGGAAAUAUCAUUAAAGAAUAUCAUGAUAGAACUCAAAGAUAAUACCAAAUCGUUGCAAGAUUUAGAUAAACAAUUAUUAUAUAAAUUAAAUACUAGUAGUUCUAAUCUAAUAGAAGAUGAAGAGUUAAUAGAAGUUUUAAAUAACACAAAGUUACUAUCAAAAGAAUUAGAAACCAAAUUAAAGGAUAGUAAUGAAAAAAAGAAAGAAAUUAAUGAAAAGAGAGAACAAUAUAGAAGUGUUGCGUUAAGAGGAAGUAUAUUAUAUUUUUGUAUUGUAGAUAUAACCAAUGUAAAUUAUAUAUAUAACACAUCACUACAUCAAUUUCUUGAACAGUUUGAUUUAGCAAUAAAGAGAGCGGAAAAAGGACAACAUAUAAAAAAAAGGGUUGAGUCAAUUUUAUCUACUUUAACUAACUUAAUAAUUAGCUACAUGGAAAGAUGUUUAUUUGAUCAACAUAAAAUAAUCUUUAAAUUAUUAAUAUCUUUAAAAAUAUUAUUAUAUGAUAAUGUAAUAAGUAAUAAGGAUAUUAGUUUUUUUUUAAAUCCUCUUUCUCAUUAUAAUCCAUCAAACGAUAUAAAUAGAGAAUUAUUAAACAGCAAUUUAUUAAAUGAUCACACAGAUUGUUUAAAAACAAAAAAGAAAAAAGAAAAUAUAAUGAAUGAUACUAUAAGUUCUUACUUGAAUGAAACUGAAAAAAUGAACUCUAAUGAAAGUGAAAGAAAUGCAAAUCAAACAAAUGCUGCAUCUACAACUAAUAGUACUAAUAGGAAUUAUAAUAUUACCAAUAUAAACAUGGAUAAUAAUGUUAAUAAUAAGAAUAAAAUAGAUUUACAUAAAAAAGGUGGUAAAGGAAAAGUAAUUUCCGCAAAAUGGUUAUUUAAAAAUGAAAAAUUAUAUAAAAAUAUUGUUUCUUUAUCUAAUCACUCUUUUGGAAAUGAUAAAAAUAAUCGUUUUUUUUAUGAUAUAUUAAAUGUUAUACAAUUAAAUGAGAAUACAUGGAAAAAUUAUUAUGAUGUAUUAGAUAUAGAAAAUAGAAGCAUCCCUUACUAUAAUGAGCGCUUAGAUGUAAAUAGUAAAAUAUGCUCUUUUAUUAAGCUAUGUUUAAUUAGGUGUUUAAGAGAAGAUAGAACCAUAUUAUGCGCAAAUAAAUUUGUAGAUGAAGUUUUAAAUAGAAAUAGUGAUACUAUAAAGCAUGAAACUUUAGAAAAUAUAUUUUCUGAAUCAAGUAAUAGAAAACCUUUUCUAUUUUUGUUAUCUUUGGCUAGUGAUCCUACGAAUAUGAUAGAUGAUUUUGCAAAAAAAUUUAAAAAAUAUCCUACAGAUAAGAUUUCUAUGGGAGAGGGACAAGAAAUUUUGGCAAAAGAAAAAUUAAAAAAUGCACUUAUAAGUGGUAAUUGGUUAAUAUUACAAAAUUGCCAUUUAAAUAAAAAUUUUAUAAUUGAAGUUUAUAACAUGUUAAAAAAAUUAAAUGAUAUUGAAGAAGAUUUCCGUUUAUUUUUAACAUCAGAACCAGAUGACGAGUUUCCUAUUUGUAUUUUACACGGAAGCAUUAAGAUAUCUACGUCUUUAAGCAGUGGAAUUAAAAAUAAUAUGAGAAAAAUAUAUAAGGAUAUAAUAAAGGAAGAUAUAUUAGAUAAAAUUGAUGAUGAAAAGUAUAGGAAAAUUAUUUAUUCUUUAUCUUAUCUCCACUGUGUUUUGUGUGAAAGAAAAAAGUUUGGUCCUUUAGGUUGGUGUGUUCCUUAUGAAUUUAGCAUUACUGAUUUAUUUGCUUCUUUUUUAUUUAUUGAAAAACAUUUAUAUUCCACUUUAUUAGUAAAUAGACCAAUUGAUUGGGAGUCUAUUCAUUAUAUGUUAGCAGAAGUUCAAUAUGGAGGAAAAGUAACAGAUGAUUUAGAUCGUGAAUUAUUAUUGACAUACAUUCAAUAUUAUUUUAGUGAAGAUUUGUUUAAGCCUAAAAAUGAAAUAAGUUCUGAAUAUUUGAAUACUCCUAAAUUUUUUGAAAUUACCAAUUUUAAAAAUUUUAUCGAAAAAUUGCCCAAUAUUGAUACUCCUUCCGCUUUAGGUUUACAUAAUAAUGCUGAAAUAACUUAUCGAGUUAAUGAAUCAAGACAGGUUUUAAAUUCAAUUUUAGAAAUUCAACCAAGAGAUGUAGAUCAAGGGGAGGAAAAAAGUAUGGAGACUGUAGUGAAAGAAAUUGUUUCAGGAAUAUUAAAAAUUUUACCAGCAGAAAUAAAUUUAGAAGAAAUAAAAAAAAUAAUAUAUAGAAAAAAUAAAAAUCAGCAACCAAUUAUUCAGGGAAACCAGCAAUUAAAUACAACUAAAAAUUUUUCUACUUUAGAGAACAAUUCAUAUAAAAAUAAAAAUAAGGAUAAUAAUGAUGCAUGUGAUAAUAUUUUACAAAGAAAUGCCUUACCAAAUAAUACAAUUGGUUAUAAUAAUAAUACUGUAAAAAAUAUUCAGGGUGAUAAUAAAAAUAAAAAUGUUUGCAUAGCAAAGGAAAAUGAAUUUUUAAAUGAUAUAGAUAUAACUUAUUGGGAAUGCAAUAAUGAUGAUGACAAACAGGUACAGUAUAAUUUUUCUCCUUUACAAGUAUUUUUUUUACAGGAAAUGGAAAGAAUUAAAAAAGUUAUUGAUUUAGUUAAAAUGAAUUUAAAUGAUAUAAUAAGUGCAAUAGAUGGUUCAAAAAUAAUGACAUCUGAUUUACAAAAUGAUACAAAAUAUAUAUACUCUCAAUGUGUUCCAAAAAAAUGGAUUUAUGAUGCUAGUGAAACGGAAAUAUCUUGGGUAUGCCACAAUUUAAAUCAGUGGUUAAAUAUUCUUAAUUUAAGAUAUGAGCAAAUAAUGAAUUAUAUUCAUAGUGGUAAAUUAAAAUCUUAUUGGCUACCUGGAUUUUUUAAUCCUCAGGGUUUUUUAACUAGUAUGAAACAAGAAAUUACAAGAUUAAACAAAAAAGAUCAGCUCUCUUUAGAUGAAGUAGUAUUAUAUGCUGACAUAAAAAAUUAUGAUUUAGAGAAAGUAAAAGAAUUUCCUGAACAUGGAUUUAAUAUACAUGGUCUUUUUAUUGAGGGAUCUAAAUGGAAUUGGCAAGAAGGAAAAUUGGAAGAAAGUUCACCAAAAGUUUUAUGCGAAAAUAUGCCUGUCAUUCAUAUCACUGUUGUAUCAAAUAAAGAUAAAAAAGUGAAAUUUAUUGAAAAUAAUAAACACAUGUUUUAUAACUGCCCAGUAUAUAAAUAUAAUGUUAGAACUGAUAAAUAUUUUAUUUUUAGAAUACAUUUAAAAACCGACAUUGAUCCUUCUAUUUGGAAAUUAAGAGGAACUUCUUUAUUAUGUUCGAAAGAUUAA
Messenger RNA from Plasmodium relictum, 17241 nucleotides. RefSeq names its product dynein heavy chain, putative. The transcript has a single exon. The coding region runs from base 1 to 17241 and encodes 5746 amino acids. Gene Ontology annotation, cellular component: outer dynein arm. Gene Ontology annotation, molecular function: minus-end-directed microtubule motor activity; dynein intermediate chain binding; dynein light intermediate chain binding. The record is from RefSeq and is a predicted model, not a curated record. Gene Ontology annotation, biological process: microtubule-based movement; outer dynein arm assembly. Lineage: Eukaryota; Apicomplexa; Aconoidasida; Haemosporida; Plasmodiidae.